Contarinia nasturtii (swede midge) is the source of this 4294-nucleotide messenger RNA. RefSeq names its product RNA-binding protein MEX3B. Lineage: Eukaryota; Metazoa; Arthropoda; Insecta; Diptera; Cecidomyiidae. The coding region runs from base 1439 to 3178 and encodes 579 amino acids. Gene Ontology annotation, molecular function: RNA binding. The record is from RefSeq and is a predicted model, not a curated record. The transcript has 6 exons.
CGGCUUUUUACAUAAAACAGUUUGCAUUUUCAGUCUUAAGACAACCAUCGCACUGAAUGCAUACCCACGACGAAAACGGUAGACGUUCAUUUCAAUGAUAUUCAUUUAUUUUUAAUACAAUCGACCGUAGUGUUAAGUGGUAACGUUGUUUUCUACUGUGUGUAUAUCAUUCAUAAUUGUUUUUCAUAUAUUGUUGUUGUUGUUGUGUACCGUGCGUGUUUUGUGAUUCGAAUCAUACGACGAAAGAAAAGAAAAAUUCAAUAAAAAAGAAAGAAACAAACAGAAGGACAUUUAUCGAAUAAUAUAAAAAGCAUAAAAACAAAAAGCAACAAUUUUGGUUGAAAAACAAAAAGAACCGUUUUAAAUAUUUCAAAAGACAACAAUCAGCAACAUAAAUUACGAAUAAUCAACUGUACUAAAACGAAACAGGCAAAUAAUCCAUGUUACAUACAUUCACAAUUGACAUGCGCGCGCACAUACAUAGGCCAAACUAAGCCAGCAACUGUGACUCAAGCGAAUAAAAACAAAAUCUCAAAGAAAUACCACACGCUCGACGAAAUAACAAAAAAAAAAAAACAGAACUAAACUAAAUCGAAACGUACGCGAAAAAGAAAUCAUUAACAACAAAAAUUAUAUCAUAUUCAACAUAAAUCACAUUGAUGCCUCCAGUGGAGGUAAAAAUGUAAGAUUCGAAAAGUAAACAACACUAAACCACACGUAAAAAACAAUAAAACGAUACGAGAAAAAGUAAGAAAAACUACAAGCAGCACGAAACGACAAAACCAAGAGCAAUACGACUGAAGCAAAUUUCCUUAAUUUUUGGUGUUAGUUCUUAAUUGAAAUUUUUUUUACAUUUAUUAUAAGUCCAGCGUACAGUUUUAUUCUUAAAUAUUUAAAAAAAAAAAACAACAAAACAAGUCGAACAAUAAGAAAAGAAUAUUUUUAUUUCGUUUUUUGUACAAAAAAAAAGAGAGAGAAAAAUUAUCGGUAUAAUAAAAAAUUAACGUCAUCAUACUCACAAAUCAUUAAGGUGCCAAACACAAAACCGAAGUUAAAGAUACAUCACAUUUAAUUAUAUAAAAAAAGAAACAAACCGAAUCGAUUCACAUUUUCUUUUCUCCAUUUAAUAAUAAAACAAACUGACGAUAAAUAAAAAGUUACUCGCGAAAAAUAAAGUUAUCAAUUUGUGCCAGUUCAAACGGGAUAUAGACUAAAAUUUAUUGUAGAUAAAAGAAUCGAGAAAAGUGUUUUUUCGCGUUCCCCACAAUACAAAUAUUACCAAAAUAAAGCGAUAAAUUUGAUAAAAAGAAAGUUUGUUUUCCAAACAAUUUGAUAAUACGAGAAAGAAAAGAAGAAGCCCCAAACAAUUAAUAAAAAAAAACAACAACAAAAAUAGUGUAAAAAGAACCAGACUAUAAUAAAAAAAGCCACAGCAAAAAUGUCGGUGUUAUUUGCGGAAAUGGAUCCCACGAAUGGACCAAAUCCAUUGAGCGUUUGCGGUCAAAAAAAUCAAAAACCGCCACAAGCGACACAGCCACAACAACUGCCAUCACCAACUUCAUCAUCAUCAGCCGCAGCAUUGCAACUCGCCUUUGAAUUAUCGAUGCUGUCCUUAUCGUCGUGCAACAACAAUGUUGCCAAUGAAAUGAUUGUGAAUAUGGGAAACGAUCAUCAACAGCAACACAAAUCGUGCAGCAAUAACAAAUCACCCUCAUCAUCGCUCAGUCCCAAUGAUGUCGGCGGCAUGAAUGGAAUAAAUAGUGUUUUAUCAAAUAAUAUUGGAUUAAGUGCGUUCACAACGAUGUUACCAAAUUUGGAUGAUCGAUCGAAGAAAUCACAAAAUAUGACCGAAUGUGUGCCGGUGCCAAGUUCAGAGCAUGUCGCUGAAAUUGUCGGACGACAAGGCUGUAAAAUAAAAGCGUUGAGAGCAAAGACUAAUACAUAUAUCAAAACCCCGGUUCGUGGUGAAGAGCCAGUAUUUGUGGUGACCGGUCGAAAAGAGGAUGUAUCGAAAGCAAAACGUGAGAUUCUAUCGGCUGCCGAACAUUUCAGUUUGAUUCGUGCAUCGCGUAAACCAUCACUCAGUGGUGUUUCUGGUAAAGGAACGCCAGCCGGACCACCAGCCAAUGUUCCUGGUCAAAUAACAAUUCAAGUACGUGUUCCAUAUCGUGUUGUUGGUUUGGUUGUCGGACCAAAAGGUGCCACCAUCAAGCACAUUCAACAACAAACACAUACAUACAUUGUGACACCAUCACGAGAUAAAGAACCAGUGUUUGAAGUAACCGGAAUGCCAGACAAUGUACAAUCGGCUCGUCGUCAAAUUGAAGCGCACAUUGCAUUGCGCACGGGUAACGCUGCAUCGGCUCUAAAUGGUCUCAAUUCCGGUUUGUUGAACGAAUUAAGCAACAGUAACGGCGGUCUGAGUUCAUUAUUCAAUGGCGAAGACACACCCGAAAUUUUGGCAUCAUUGUGCAAAAAUGGUCUUGGCUCAUUGUUUGGCUACCUGGAUGGCAACAAUCAACAAGAAUUAUACAACAAUGUAAAUGCGUGUCAGAAUGUUAUGAACGGAAAGAAUGAUAUGGGUGUUGUUAAUGUGCUGCCAUCAUCGGCUGGAUCAUCAACAUGCUCAUCAAAUAGUUCAACAUCUUCACAAUCAUCGAAGAGUGCCAUUAUGACAUUGCCCGAGCUCAUUAACAUUUGGAAGCGCAACGAUGCAACACCAGUCGAUAUCGAUGAAGGUUUGGGCGAUUCACCACAGCCCAAUAUUUGGUCAAUGCCAACACCUGGACAAUCGUUUGGAUCAAGUUCAUCGCCAACAGCAUCAGUUAGUCCAACUGAUUCGCUUCUCGCCUCAUUCAAUUGCAAAAACAAUGGAAUGCAACCGAAUGCCAUCAAUAUCAAUACAUUGGUCGGUUUGAAUAAUAUGAAAGGUGUUGUGAAUUCAAUGAAUGGUAAUAUGAAUGGUGUCGGUACCAUUUUGUGUGGAUCAAAAAGUAUAACGGGAUCACAGCAGCGUGAAUGCAUGGUUUGUGGUGACAAAGAUGUUAGUGCUGCCUUAGUACCAUGCGGCCACAAUAUGUUCUGUUUGGAUUGUGCAAAUCGUAUUUGUGCCAGUGGCGAAUCAGCAUGUCCAAUUUGCAGUGAAACAGUUAUUCAAGCCAUUCGAAUCAUUGCUUAAAUAACAACUAAAACAAAAAAAAGCACACACACACUCACACAAUUCACGUGCCUGUUGAGGGCGCUUUUGAAGCACCACCAAAGGCCAAGACAAAUGAACGAAAACACUCAUUCACACACAAAAUCACAUACACACCAAUUUUUAAAAAACGCAUUAAAGAAGAAGAAAAAAAACCGAUUGAAUUUAGUAGUAAUUUAUAAUUAAAUCAAAACAAACAAAAAACAUGAAAUGGAAAAAUCUGACGAAAAUCACCGCAAACGACUUAUUGUAAUUUGAAUAUGUUUAUUUGGUAAUAUAUCGAUAAUGAUGAUGACGCUCCGGCCCAUCAACCAACACUCAGCAUAUUAAUAUAAAUAUAUAUAUUAAAAUAUAUAUUACAUACUAUAUAUGUACGAUUCAACGAUAUUAUAAAAGAAAACAAAAUCAAUUUUCGUUUGAUUAUAAGCAUUUGAUGGAAACAACAACAAAAAAAAACCAGACAAUUUUACGCGAAAAUUUACCUAAAACUUAAGAGACAUCACAUUGUCAGCUUGCUGCAUUAUAAUACUCAUUCAAAUGAGUCAUACUGCAUUUAUUCGAUACAAAUUUAAAUACGUUUAUAACCAAAAUUUUUAAAUUUUAAGAAAAAAAAUAUUAUUCUGACGAACAUAAAUCACACACACACACAAACAAUCGCUCUCGAUAAAUACAAAACCGAAACAUAAAAACACAACCCUAUGGACAAGAAACCAUACAAUUUUUGAACUAAAAAUUAUAGCUUAUAAAGUAACAAAUAAAUAAUUUAUAUUUGAUUAUUAUUAUUAUAUUUUAGAGAUGAAUAAUAUCUAAAGAACUUAAACAAAACCCUAGCGAUAACAGCGCAUUAAUAGAAAUAGAUUGAGUUAAGAUGGUAAAACUGCGCCACUUAAAUUGUUGCCGAACCAUCUUAACUCCCAAGCAUAACAAAAAAAUAUGAGAUUUUAAUAGGCAAAAAUAAAUAAAUGUGACGACGAAAAGCGAGUUAUUUUAAAUUUGGUUCCUUACACAUCACAAUUUAUGGCGGAAAUCAAACCUAGAUUAUGAAUUCGCUUCAAAGCCAUAUUCAAAUCAAGCAAGCAUUAGAAAAGACAUUUUUUU